This is a messenger RNA of Acanthosepion pharaonis, 1197 nucleotides long. Lineage: Eukaryota; Metazoa; Mollusca; Cephalopoda; Sepiida; Sepiidae. The record is from the annotation of a GenBank genome assembly.
AUGAUUUCUCUUUUGUUCUUCUGGCUGAAGAAAUAUUCCAUUUCAAUUAUCUCUUUUUCAGUUUUUGUUUUUCGCAUUUCCCUCACUCUUUGGUCUCUGCGAGCUUUUAUACCAUUCUUUGUGCUAGCUUAUUCCUCAAUGUCUGUUUUUUAUUUACUCAUCAAGCAGAUUGAGUUCUUCUGUUGUUGCCAUUAUGAUACCAGAAAGAACUGCCUCUCUCCUGUCUCUGGUCUCUUCUUCGUCUCUUCUUCGUCUCUCUUCUCUCUUCUUCGUCUCUUCUUCGUCUCUUCUGUCUCUCUUCUCUCUUCUUCGUCUCUUCUUCGUCUCUUCUGUCUCUCUUCUCUCUUCUUCGUCUCUUCUUUGUCUCUCCUCUCUCUUAUUCGUCACUUCUGUCUCUCUUCUCUCUUUUUCGUCACUUCUUUCUCUCUUCUCUCUUUUUCGUCUCUUCUUCGUCUCUUUUCUUCGUCUCUUCUGUCUCUCUUCUCUCUUCUUCGUCUCUUCUUCGUCUUUCUUCUCCGUCUCUUCUGUCUCUCUUCACUCUUCUCUGUCUCUUCUGUCUCUCUUCUCUCUUCUUUGUCUCUUCUUCGUCUUUCUUCUUCGUCUCUUCUGUCUCUCUUCACUCUUCUCUGUCUCUUCUGUCUCUCUUCUCCCUUCUUCGUCUCUUCUUCGUCUCUCUUCUCUCUUCUUCGUCUCUUCUGUCUCUCUUCUCUCUUCUUCGUCUCUUCUUCGUCUCUCUUCUCUCUUCUUCGUCUCUACUUCGUCUCUCUUCUCUCUUCUUCGUCUCUUCUCUCUCUCUCUUCUCUCUUCUUCGUCUCUUCUUCGUCUCUCUUCUCUCUUCUUCGUCUCUACUUCGUCUCUCUUCUCUCUUCUUCGUCUCUUCUCUCUCUCUCUUCUCUCUUCUUUGUCUCUUCUUCGUCUUUCUUCUCUCUUCUUCGUCUCUUCUAUCUCUCUCCUCUCUUCUUCGUCUCUUCUUCGUCUCUCUUCUCUCCUCUUCGUCUCUUCUGUCUCUCGUCUCUCUUCUUCGUCUCUCUUCUCUCUUCUGUCUCUUCUCUCUUCUUCGUCUCUUCUUCGUCUCUCUUCUCUCCUCUUCGUCUCUUCUGUCUCUCGUCUCUCUUCUUCGUCUCUCUUCUCUCUUCUGUCUCUUCUCUCUUCUUCGUCUCUUCUUCGUCUCUCUUCUCUCUUCUGCGACUCGUCUGA